Messenger RNA from Xylona heveae TC161, 1873 nucleotides. RefSeq lists its product as hypothetical. NCBI's taxonomy places the organism in Eukaryota, Fungi, Ascomycota, Xylonomycetes, Xylonales, Xylonaceae. The transcript has 3 exons. Gene Ontology annotation, cellular component: nuclear origin of replication recognition complex. Gene Ontology annotation, biological process: DNA replication. The record is from RefSeq and is a predicted model, not a curated record. The coding region runs from base 1 to 1800 and encodes 599 amino acids. Gene Ontology annotation, molecular function: DNA binding.
AUGAAUCGCAAUAUCGAGAAUACUCUCGGGGGAUUAAUCCCCACUCUCUCUGGCCCAGUGCCCGAGGAACUUGUCACGCUUGCCGCAUCACUUGUCACACAGUCUCGCUCAAAGGCGAGUAAUUUGAAACCAGAGGAGGAGAUUGCUCGGGGUUAUGCUUGUGCGCAUUUGGCUGCUGAAAGGUUAAAACAACGAUUUAAUCUCCCCAAAAUAGAGCCCCGGCCACCCUGUCCACCCCGCGUUUACCAGGCUCUUUACCGACAUCUCGAAAAUGCGAUUCCAGAGCGACGAGGACGCGGUCGACCCAAGAAAAUCGAUAUCGCAAGUGCCAUGGCUGGAGACGAAGAAGGAGUGCCAAAGACAUCAACCGGCAGCGAAGAGAAAGGCCGAGGUCGACAACCACCGAAUGGUAACAGGAGUAAUUCUGGAGCAGACUUGUCGCGUAAACGGAAGGCUCCCGGCGACGAGGACAUUCCUCUGAUUACACCGCAACGCGGAAGAGGGAGGCCAAGAAAGAUCACAAGUCAUCACCCUCUACCUGAGCCUUCCAAUGAUGACAAGGUACCGUUGUGGGUCAUGCCCAUGGUUCGACAUGUCUGCAAAACGCUCGAGACGCCCGCGGCGCCGCCACAUGUAUACGCUGGAGUAUCGUCCGUUCUGCCAAGGUUUCAGGAAGAAGACAGUCAUAAAGACGGUCGAGAAAAGCGAGAUGGAGGGAUUGUACAGUCAACGCAGGAGCCCGAAUCAGUUACUCCAUUGGAUGAAACAGAGGCGCCGACAGAUUCGACUGGCGAGUCCCAGGGAGCAGAGCAGCAUCAACGGCAAGAUGAAUUGCAGCCACCAGACGUCAAUACCCCCCCAAAGUCCAAUACCGUUGCGUCUACUGCUGUCGACGGGAGCACAAAGAGAGUCGCAAAACCUAAUGGGAGAUUACAUCUUCCUCCGCUGAUACUCGCGGUAUAUUUCUUCGUUGUCGCGCGUCUGAUGAACCAGGAAACGAGCCCAGAGGAGUACAUGCGUCUUCGCAGACAAGCCAUGGACGCUAUCGGGGUAUGGGCAGCCAGUUUAACACCCGAUGCGAGGAAGAAGUUUAUCGCUGAUCCUGCGACGGCGAAAUUUAUGGGGUCUGGCGUUGAACGCGCUUUGAAUACUGGUAACUCAGGCUCUCAGGUCAUCAGUGACACCCAAACGACGAGCAAUGACGCCAAUGAUAAUGCCAACGCCACAGCAACAGAAGAGGCACCAGAAUUACAAGACAGAAGCACCCUUGAGAACGCAUUCAACGACCAAUUCUUCUUCCCCUCGGGACUCGUGGAUCGCGCCUUGCAAAACAUGGCGAAACAAGGGUGGUUAAAGAUGGAGUGGUUCCAGAACAUUAUUCCUGGUGCAGGCGUACGGGUCGGUGGCGGCGAUAGCAGUAUCCCUGAUGCUGCCGAUGCGGCUGCCGAUAUAUCUGCCAACGACGGCAGAAGAAGAGGAAGGCCCGGUCGUCCUCGCAGACAAGUGGCCACAUCUGAUCCAGAUGCCAUGGAUAUUGAUACGCCGCAGGAACUAGACGAGGAUGAUCAAGACGUGUAUGCUGAACGAGAAGAUGACGAAGCAGAGCAACAGGCCUUUGUCGCACAGGAUGAUCCCAGUCUACAAAGCGGCCUGGGUAGUAUGCUCAAUCCCCGAGUCGACUUUCUCCAUCCAGCCCGUCGAGAAGAAUAUAAAGAUUGGAAAGCAGGUAUUCUUGCCCGAGUCGACGAGGUGGAACUCCAACGCUCUGCUGCCGGUGCUCCGAACCCUGUGGCCGUAUAGUAGCCUGUAGUAGCAUAGCACAGCACGCUCAAUUUACUCUCUAUAUAUUCAUAUCCUCUUCUUUUGAUCGGGC